Cucurbita maxima (winter squash) is the source of this 500-nucleotide messenger RNA. Its product is annotated as EG45-like domain containing protein. The transcript is spliced from 3 exons. Lineage: Eukaryota; Viridiplantae; Streptophyta; Magnoliopsida; Cucurbitales; Cucurbitaceae. Bases 25 to 423 code for a protein of 132 amino acids. The record is from RefSeq and is a predicted model, not a curated record.
UACACGAACACGAACAAGCUUAUCAUGGCACUUCAGGCAACAAUAAUGGCUCUCCUCGUCGUCUUCUUCUUCAAGCACAUUUCCAUGGCUCGAGGAGACAUUGGCAUGGCCACAACCUAUGGCCCUCCAUAUCUACCCACCCUAUGUAAUGGGAAUCGCAUCGAUCAGUUCCCACCUGGCAACCUCUUUGUGGCCGUGAAUGAAGGGCUAUGGGACAACGGUGCUGCUUGCGGUCGACGUUAUAGAAUAAGAUGUUUGAGCGGACGAAAUCACCCAUGCAAGACUGAUAUCAUCGAAGUUCAGGUGGUGAACGUCUGCCCUAAGUCCCCGUGCCCCUCUUCCUUUCUCAUGUCUAAAGAGGCCUUCAGAGCCAUCUCUCGCCUACCCAAUGCUAGACUCAACGUCGAAUAUAUCGAAAUAUAACAUGUCGGGUUUUGCAAAGUACUUCAAAGCAUAAUUUCCUAUGUAAUAUAGGAAAACCAAAUAUACAUAAACGCGUC